This is a messenger RNA of Saprolegnia diclina VS20, 6139 nucleotides long. RefSeq lists its product as hypothetical. Gene Ontology annotation, cellular component: plasma membrane; 1,3-beta-D-glucan synthase complex. Gene Ontology annotation, biological process: (1->3)-beta-D-glucan biosynthetic process. The transcript has 2 exons. The coding region runs from base 137 to 6103 and encodes 1988 amino acids. Gene Ontology annotation, molecular function: 1,3-beta-D-glucan synthase activity. Lineage: Eukaryota; Oomycota; Saprolegniomycetes; Saprolegniales; Saprolegniaceae. The record is from RefSeq and is a predicted model, not a curated record.
CAUAUCGUUGUGACGGUCGUUGACCAUGGAACUCGGAACCCUAGGCUUGUGUGGAUUCUGAGUCGGCGACCAGAUGGGGCGAAUGGCGACCGGCGACCAGCCCACACACUCGGUUUGUCGCUUCCUUUGACGCAGCAUGCGGCGACAGGCAAGUGGCGCGCCGCCGGCGCAGCACCUGCUUCGGACGCAGCAGCAAUGGUACGAGGAAGGCAUGGGUCUCGUGAACGCGGCCGUCAGCUUUCAGAACGCGGGCGACGUCGAGGCCGCGGACCGCCACUUUACGCAGGUCAUUGACGUGUUUGAGCGCGCGCUCAAUUUGCCGUUCAAGACCGCCGAGGACCUCGAGGCGGCCGCGCGGCUCAACGCCAAGAUGACGCGCUACGUCAACAUGAUCAAGGCGCAGCGCGCCAAGGUGCCGGCGACGGCCAGUGCGCGCAAGCUCGCGAUCAAGUACAACAUCCUCGACAUGGACGACCUGCCGCGCAUGUACCACCCAAUUGCCCGCGUCUUUGCCUCCAACAACGAUCCGUUCGAGGUGUGCCAGCGGGCGCUUGGCUUCCAGGACGCCAACGUGGCCAACCAGCGCGAGCACCUCCUGCUGCUGUUGACCAACCUCGUCGAGCGCAGCGAGAAGCGCAGCGACGACCCGGCGCAAGAAGCCGCGGUCGUCGGCGCCGUCCUCAAGGCGUUCCACGCCAAGCUCUUUGACAACUACAAGAAGUGGGCCAAGUACCUCGGCACCAAGCCCGUCUUUGCCGACCCGCUCCGCGACAUUGUGCUCUUCUUUCUCCUCUGGGGCGAGGCCGGCAACUUUCGCCAAACGCCCGAGCUGCUCUGCUUUUGGUACCACUCGCUGGCCAAGGACGUGGGCCGUGGCAGUGGCAAGGAGGCCGGCGACUACCUCGCAUCGGUGAUCCGGCCCAUGUACGCCUCGCUGCGCAACGAGACGGACAAGAAGACGGUCAAGGGCGCGCGCGCGCCGCACACGGAGAUUCGCAAUUACGACGAUUUCAACGAGUUUUUCUGGACCAAAAAGUGCCUCAAGUACAAUGCGUACACGAUCGGCGACGCGUGCGCCAAGACCAACAAGAAGGGCAGCUCGACGCUCGUCAAGAAGACGUUUAUGGAGCGCCGCAGCUGGCUCCGCGCGCUGCUCUCGUUCCGGCGCAUCUUCUUCUUCAACCUCGCGCUCAUGUUUGCCACGAUUGGCUUUGCGAUCAACAUGAUUCUCGUGUGCCCCGACUCGGCCAUCAUGUACGGCAGCAGCGUCAACCCCGACAUGAAGAUUCUCAACAAGGUGUACCGCUACCAAGGCACGAGCGACCGGGAAGCGGUCAACGCGCCAUUGACGUCGGAUGCGUUCGUCGACAAGGAGUGCAACGUCGGCAAGCUCGUCACAUGUCUCGGCGUCCGCAACUUUGAUGUGGGCAGCUCACUCACCAAGAUCCCACGCGACUUUGCCGAGCUCUUGGCCGACAUUCCGUUCGAAGACUGUGUGGCAAAGAGCACGGGCCGCUGCAGCUGCUACCGCGAGGUACUUGCAACGUGCUUCAACAGCACCGGGACCAUCGACUACUACGACGGCGACGAGACCAAGCUCAAGAGCGGCACGUACGACAACAGAAAAUGCAUUCCGGACUAUAGCAAGGCAGCACUCAACAUCCUCAACAAGGCGGGCAAUGGCAAGCUCAACUGCGACGCGUGUACGCUCGAGAUCCUCAAGCUGCCCGAGGUGCUGCCGACGCUGGGCAAGGCGCUCAUCAAGUUCAAGGGUGCUGACCGUACCGACGACGGUGCGCUCAUCAUGAUGGGCGGGGCCGCGCUCGUCGCUUGGGUGUUUGUAUGUGAGCUCUCGGGUCGGCUCUUUUCGAGCGUCGGUGUUGGCUUUAUCGGGCGGUCGCUGCCCGUGCCCUGCGGCGCGUACUGCCGCUACACGUGCUUUUGGGUCGUCCUGUACCUUGGGAAGCUCACGUUUGAGUACCAAGUCAUGGUCAAGACGCUGGUCGAGACGUCGCUCUUCAUUUGGUUUACCAAGCAGGACGAGUACUUGCUCGUGUCGCACUUUAUGCUGCAGCUGCCGAUCUACAAUGGGCUGUACAUUUUUUUUCUGUGGGUCCCGGCCAUCAUGGUCAUCUUGUACGACGCGCAGAUUCUGUAUCUGCUGCUCUCGGUCGUUGUCGGGUCGGUGCACGGCUUCAACUUGCGCAUUGGCGAGCUCCGGUCGUUCCGCAUUUUGCGCAUGGCGUUCCAGUCGAUCCCCAAAGUCUUCAACAAAAAGAUGGUGGCCAACUUGAUUGAGCACAAGGCGCCCAAGAAGAAGCAAAAGAAGGCGCGCAAGCCCGACGACCGCCCGCCCGAGCGCCGCUUUGAGCGCGUCUCGUACUCGGAGGGUGCGCAGCCGCUGACGAUCCAUGCGCAAGGGUUUUCGUCGCUCCUCGAACACGACGGGUACCACGCGGUCGCGUCGCCCCACGCGCUCUCGCAGAGCCAGAGCGGCCACUCGAGCAUCGACUCGAUCACGGGCGUCUCGGGCGCCGAGUUUGAGCGUACGAUUCCCUUUGCCAUGGCGUGGAACCGGUGUCUCACGUCGAUGCGCGACGCCGACGUGCUCAGCAACCGCGAACUCAACGUCUUGAGCUACCUCAUCGACUCGGCCGACGUCGGGUCAGCCAACCGCCGCUUGUACUUACCAGCCUUUUUGACGGCCGGCAAGCUCGACGAGUCGCUCGACAUUAUCACCGAGUGCUACGCAGUGUACGAGAAGCUCAAGGCCGACAAGAAGAAGGGCUCGAUUUUGCAAAAGAUUGAGUCGGCGAUGAAGAAGCGGCUCGUCAAGGACGACCUGCGCCUCCAGUCGAUCUGCGGCAGCUACAAGUUUGCGACCCAAGUGACGCGGCUCCUCCUCGGGCGCGAGCACAAGGAGCUGGACGACUGCUUUGCGUUUAUGGAAGAGUGCGUCACGACCAACGGCGUCAUGAAGGGCCUGCACCUCAGCGGCCUCUACAGCUGCCGGGCCGCGGCCGCCGAGCUCAUGAAGUCGAUUCUAGAAGUGCCAGUCACGGCCAACGACGCCAGCAUCAAGUUUCAACGCGCGCUGUACCAUGUGAUUGACAAUGUCGAGGCGGUGCUGGCCUCGCUCAAGGGACUCCUCUCCAAGCAAGACCGGCUGCUCAAGAUUCUGUCCGAGACGCCGCUCAAGCCCAACUCGUUCUUCUUCCCCGGCGACAAGCAAACGUACGCGCACCGGCAGCUGCUCGCGCUCGUGCAAGACCCGGUGGCCAUGGACAUUGUGUCGCGUGCGUACCAGCUACUGACAGUCGACAACUUUGACGCCGAGCCGCGCGCCGAGGAGGGCCAGCGCCGCCUCCGCUUCUUUGCCAACUCGCUCUUUAUGGAGAUGCCCGAGGCCAAGCCGAUGCGGACGAUGCGGUCGUUUUCGAUUUCGACGCCGUUCCUCAACGAGAUCGUCUUGUACUCGGUCAAGGACCUCACGGCGGCCAACGACGACUGCAUCAAGCUGCUCUACUACCUGCAGACGAUUUACCCGCACGAGUGGGACAACUUUGUCGAGCGCGUCAACUGCAAGGACAUGAACGAAGCGCUCAAAAAAUGCCCGGAAGAAGUCCAGCUCUGGGCGUCGUACCGCGGGCAGACGCUCGCGCGCACCGUGCGGGGCAUGAUGUACAAUGCGGAAGCGAUCCGGUUCUUGUACUGGCUCGAGAUUGGCCAGAAUGAGCCGAUGCACUUGACGGGCUGUCGCUGCAACCGGUGCCUCCGCCUCGACGACAUGGUCGCGCUCAAGUUUUCAUAUGUGUGCUCGUGCCAGCUCUACGGCAAGCAGAAGGACGAGCAGCGCCAGCAAGCGGCCGACAUUGAGUUUCUCUUGCUCAAGCACCCGGGCUUGCGGGUUGCGUACGUUGAUGGCCCGAAGAAGGUCAAGGACGGCCCGCCCAAGUUCUUUUCGGUGCUCAUCCGCGGUGUUUUGGACAAGAUCAUUGAAGUGUACCGCGUCGAGCUCCCCGGCAACCCGAUCGUCGGCGAAGGCAAGCCCGAGAACCAGAACCACGCCAUCAUCUUUACGCGCGGCGAGAUGCUCCAGUGCAUUGAUAUGAACCAAGACGGGUACCUCGAAGAGUGCCUCAAGAUGCCCAACCUCCUCGCGACCGUCGACCGCAAGGAGCACAAGAAGCACCCGCUCACGAUCAUUGGCUUCCGCGAGUAUGUCUUUACGGGCGGCGUCUCGAACCUCGCGUCGUUCAUGCAGAUCCAGGAGCUUUCGUUUGUCUCGCAAGGCCAGCGCAUGCUAGCGCUCUUCCACGUCCGCCAGCACUAUGGCCACCCCGAUAUCUUUGACAAGAUGUUUGUCAUGACGACCGGCGGCACGGCCAAGGCCUCCAAGGGCAUCAACCUCUCGGAAGAUAUCUUUGCAGGUUUCAACACGACGCUCCGCGGCGGCCGCGUCUCGCACGAGGAGUUUAUUCAAGUGGGCAAGGGCCGUGAUGUCGGCAUGCAGCAGCUCGCGCAGUUUGAAGCCAAGCUCUCGUCUGGUGCCGGCGAGAGCGUCAUCUCACGCGACGUGAUGCGCAUGGCCAACCGGCUCGAUUUCUGGCGGCUCAACUCGUGGUUUUACGGCAACCUCGGCUGGUACUUUACGCAGACGAUGACGGUCUUUGGCAUCUACUUCUUUAUCUACGGCAAGAUCUACUUUGCGCUCUCGGGCCUCGAUGCGUUCUACCUCCAAGCCGGCCGCAUGGGCAUCUCGGACUCGCUCAACGCGUCGUGGGCGCUGCAGUUUGGCUUCUUGCUGGUCGUGCCGGUGCUGGCCGUCGUCGGCGUCGAGCGCGGCUUUCGACACGGCAUUAGCUACCUCCUCUGGAACGUCUUUACGCUCGGGCCGCUCUUCUUCACGUUCCAAAUGGGCAACCGCAUGCACUUUUUUGACCGGACGCUCAUCCACGGGGGCGCCAAGUACCGCGCGACCGGCCGUGGCUUUACGAUCAAGCACGAGAAGUUUGCCGAGCUCUUUCGGUUCUAUGCGUUUAGCCACUUCUACCGCGGCGUCGAGCUAGUCUUUUUGCUGGUUCUGUUUGCGGCCUACGGGACGUUUUCAUGGUGCAACUGCGACUGGACGCUCGACCGUGGGUUCUACAAUGGUGUCAAGCCGCCGGUCGCGGACUGGAACGCGCGCUGUUAUGCCAACCACUACCAAGACUGCGUGCUCCCGACCAACCAGAGCUACGCGAUCAUGAGUUUUUCGCUCUGGAUCGUGGCGGCGACGUGGCUCUGGGCGCCGUUCUUCUUCAACCCGAGCGGCCUCGAGUGGGACAAGCUCAUUGACGACUACAACGACUGGCAAAACUGGCUCGAGACCAAGAACGACUCGAGCGACUCGUGGUUUGGCUGGUGGACAGCCGAGCUCGAGUAUUUGGAGCACUCGUCGGCCGUCGCGCGCUUUGUGCAGUUUGCUCGCAAGGCGCGCUUUUUCUUUGUCGCGGUCGGGCUCUACCUCCAGCUCAUGUACCGCCUCUUCUACACGGACGUCAAGAAGCUCGUGCCCGUCAAGCACACGGCCAAGAACACGAUCGAGUACUUCACGCCGCACAUGAUCCUCGGCGGGUUUGUCGUUGUCCUCUUGCUCUUUGCGCUCGUCGGGUACUGCGCGAGCCGGUAUGCCAAGAAGAGCCAAAUGAAGCAAAAGAAGCUGCGCAAGAUGAAGUUUCGCAUCUCGGCGUUUGUGUUUGCGGUGCUGCUCGGGUCGCUCGUGUACCUCUCGUUCCGCGACUUGGUCGAGAUGACGCUCAUCUUGCUCAUUGCUGUCUACUGGUUUGAUCAAGUCAUGAUUGUGCGCCUCAAGAGCAGCCAUGUGGUCGUGGCCGCGAUCGCGCGCGGGUUUGACCGCGCGGUCGGCUGGAUCGUGUUUGGCCCGAUCUUGUUUAUCGCGAUGUUUAUGCCCUUCCUCUCGCUCUUCCAGCAGCGCGUCAUGUUCAACUCGGCGUUCACGUCCGGUCUCGAAGUCUCGAAACUCUUUGGCCACGACGUCGCCAAGGUCUCGGCCAAUACCGUUGUCAAGAAGGUCAAGAGCAAGAAGAACCGCGACGACUAGUUGGGCAUUUAGCAAUAUAUUUUUUUCUAUCGUACA